CGUCUUCAUACCGAUAUGUGUACCAGUCAUGUCUCGAUCCUCAGCCCUCCGCGCGGAGAUACCUUUCACGCGGAUAAAAAACGAGAGAUAACGCUGGACGCUCGUUUGAUUUGUUUCAGGGUGUUAAAACCCCCUGGUGGCGGAAGCAGCGACAUUUUCGGCGCUGCGCCCGACGAGACGAGCCCCCGCCGCGUGAAGAACCACCAGCAGUCGCAGUUGGGCUCGACGCUGUUCGGGGAAACGGCAAACAGCAACAGCAGCAACGAAACGCCGCGUAACAAGCCCGGUAAUGAUUCAUACAAUCGCCUGUUUGGCCCUCCCGAUGCCCCACCCACCACCCCAAACGCGAAAUAUCACAUGCGCAGCAAUAUAUCUCUCAGCGGGGAUUCGACGUCCUCAUCGGUGUCGUCCGGCGCCGCGACGUCGCCCGCUAAGAGCAUCGGCAGCACGGACUCGAUCACGGCCGUGCUCAACGGAUACGCGGCCACCAAUGGCAACAAUCACACCAACGAUGUCACAGCUUUUAGGAGAAUCAAACGAUUUCGUAAGUGUGGAAAAAAAGAUACAUGUUCAAGUAGAUCACACGACACACGUCCCACACUUUAUGUUUCAAUUACCAGUCCUCGCGCUCAUUUCACCCACUUAAGUUCUCGAGUUAAACUCUCUGCUUGCGACAAAUCCAUUACGCGGUAACAGAUUUGUUUUUACAAGACGUAUUUGCAAAACAGAGCCCGUGAAACAGUGAUACAUUUAUUUCUUUCCGGAUCAGAACGUUUAGUCAUUUCUCACCACUGACGCAUCUGAUUCGUAUUGUCCCGAUGAUGAUUUCACCACUUCAUUGCUUGCAUCUUACACGUGUGACGAUCUUAUUCAUAAAACUCUAUCAAUAUUAUGACAACUACAUUUCUUUCGUUUGUUUUCGAAACUCUCAUCUCUUGCUUUGCUCGCUUUACACAAACGUAGUAUAAUAUAAUAUUGUUUAGUUUCUUUCUUAUUUCCGUGCUCGUUCCUCUUCGCACGAACGAAUCCGAGGUACUCUUGUCACAAUUUUAUAAUUAAUUUUAAAUAUCGAUCGUUCUACAAUUUGAUGUAAAUCUGCUGAUUGACUAUGGGAAACGAUGAAGAGUUAACAGUCAAAGCUAAAGGUAAUAAGUUUAAAACCAUAUUGAUCGUUGCAUACUUUGAAGUUUGCCUAACGGCUAUGGGAAAAGAUGAAGAGUUAACAGUCGAGGUUAGGGCAAAUAUGAGUACGCUCGAUUCGUCUGUGCAAACAGUCGCGCGCACUAACACGAAUUAUGUCGAGUUGGGUGACGGUGUUGUGGGUUUUGGUACUUACCUGUGUGUCGGUGCAUGGGGGUGGUGGUGGUGGUGAUGGUGAAUUUCUGGCCUCGUGUCCGCUUUGCGUGCACCGGCGUGCGAAACAAACGUGUCGUCCUCCCGUGCCUUCCUACCCGCUCGAAAACCUCUGCCAGGUGGAUCGUCCUGCUUAACUCGCAACCCGGUCACCGGAGACGGAGUCGACGUGACGCCCGUCAGACGCAGCGCACGAAGGUGUCGAGGUAACG
Ceratina calcarata is the source of this 1565-nucleotide messenger RNA. RefSeq names its product microtubule-associated protein Jupiter-like. The record is from RefSeq and is a predicted model, not a curated record. Lineage: Eukaryota; Metazoa; Arthropoda; Insecta; Hymenoptera; Apidae. The transcript is spliced from 2 exons. Bases 16 to 693 code for a protein of 225 amino acids. Gene Ontology annotation, cellular component: nucleus.